Molecule: messenger RNA, 1200 nt
Organism: Tetranychus urticae (two-spotted spider mite)
Lineage: Eukaryota; Metazoa; Arthropoda; Arachnida; Trombidiformes; Tetranychidae
Product: diphthine--ammonia ligase
Biological process (GO): protein histidyl modification to diphthamide
Molecular function (GO): diphthine-ammonia ligase activity
Source: RefSeq, a predicted model, not a curated record
AAUCUUUUCCAAUUCGAAGGGAAAAUUGUAAACAAAUUAGUCAAUCAAUUUAUUAACUGUUUUCUUUAUCCAUUUAAACUUUAAUUAACCCAUUUUAAGUCAUUUAAAAUACUUGUUAAUCACUUGAAGUCAAUGUUUCCACUAAAAGUGUGAAUUAAUUUGUUUCCAGCCAAAUUUAAAAUUUAUUUCCAAUGUACCUUUCCAUCAUUACCUUCUAAUUUUUUCCUUCAUCUGGUUUAAUCUGUAAUUAUUUCAUACAUUUCUAUAACAACUGUUUUUAUACCAUUGGAAGAUAUUUAUUCAGAGACAAUAUGAGAGUCGUGGGAUUGAUCAGUGGUGGUAAAGACUCUUGCUACAAUCUAAUGCAAUGUGUUAAAAAUGGUCACACAUUGGUUGGCCUUCUUAAUUUACAUCCUCCUGCUAAUCAACCAGCCGGGCCUGCUGAUGAAUUGGAUUCCUACAUGUACCAAACCGUCGGUCAUCAAGCAAUAGAGUUUUAUUCACAGGCCAUUGAUCUGCCUUUGUUUCGACAUCCUAUCCUAGGUAAACCAAUAAACCGAGGUCCUGAUUACCCUGUUGAGGAAAGUGGCGAUGAAGUUGAAGACUUGUUCAUUGCUCUGAGUAAUCUUAAACGUAAACUUGAAUUUGAUGCAAUCUCGGUUGGUGCCAUUCUCUCCACCUAUCAAAAAGUACGAGCUGAAAAUGUUUGUAGAAGACUGGACAUUGAUCUUCUCUGUUACCUUUGGGGUCGAAGUCAGAAGGAAUUAUUACAAGAGAUGAUCCAAGAAGGGAUCCAUGCUGUUAUUAUUAAGACUGCAUCCAUGGGUUUGGAGCCAUAUAAGCAUCUCGGUUUAACACUGCAGCAAAUGUAUCCAGUUCUGGUCAACCUUAAUUCAAAAUAUGGAAUGAACAUUUGUGGUGAAGGUGGUGAAUACGAGACAUUAACCCUAGACUGUCCUUUGUUCAAAAGUCGCCUCGUUAUUGAGGAAAGUCAAAUUGUCAUACAUUCCGAUGAUGCUUUCGCUCCUGUCGGUUACUUAAAGCCAGUCCGUAUCUCUUUGGAAGCUAAAAGCAACUGAUUUUAAUCUUCUCAUCUUAUCUUUUUAUACUCAACUUUUGUUAAAACAAAAGAAAUACGUUGUAAACGUGAAAAAGUCGAAUAUUCAAUCAUUAACAUCAAACCACUUUUUUUACCCAGCA